Molecule: messenger RNA, 1304 nt
Organism: Pungitius pungitius (ninespine stickleback)
Lineage: Eukaryota; Metazoa; Chordata; Actinopteri; Perciformes; Gasterosteidae
Gene: ptf1a
Product: pancreas associated transcription factor 1a
Exons: 2
Coding region: 85-906 (273 amino acids)
Biological process (GO): developmental process; regulation of transcription by RNA polymerase II
Molecular function (GO): DNA-binding transcription factor activity, RNA polymerase II-specific; RNA polymerase II transcription regulatory region sequence-specific DNA binding; protein dimerization activity
Source: RefSeq, a predicted model, not a curated record
GUCGAGCAGCGGACGCAGAGGCGAUAAAAGACGAGCACAGUGUGUCAUUGUUUGCCGCGACAACGGGACACGGAGAGGACAAAGAUGGACAGCGUGCUGGACCCGUUCUCCGGACUCGACUCAUUCUCCUCCCCUCCUUAUUUUGACGAGGACGACUUCUUCACCGACCAGUCCUCAAGGGACCGACACUUGGACACGGAUGACUUCUUGGAUGACGACGUCGACUUCCUCACCAACCACUUUCAAGACUACUACGGCAAAGACGCGAGCGGCAGAGCGGCGCCGCGUGACGGGGACUACGACAUCGGCGACCUGUCCUUCUCCUCGUCGUCCUCCACCUUCUCGUACGGCUGCGCUGACAGCACCCCGGACCUGUCCCCGCGGAUGGGCCACCACGGCGGGCCGCUGUUGAAGCGGAGGCGGCGGAUGAGGUCCGACACGGAGAUGCAGCACCUGCGGCAGGCGGCCAACGUCCGCGAGCGGCGGAGGAUGCAGUCCAUCAACGACGCGUUCGAGGGGCUGCGCACACACAUCCCGACCCUGCCCUACGAGAAGAGGCUGUCCAAGGUGGACACGCUGCGGCUCGCCAUCGGCUACAUUAACUUCCUGGCCGAGCUCGUGCAGUCCGAUCUGCCCAUCAGAAGCUCCAGCAGCGAGACGCACGCGCAGCCUAAGAAGGUCAUCAUCUGCCACAGAGGAACAAGGUCUCCCUCCCCCAGCGACCCGGACUACGGCCUCCCCCCCCUGGCCGGCCACUCUCUGUCCUGGUCGGAUGAAAAGCAGCUGCGGGAGCAGAACAUCAUCCGCACCGCCAAAGUCUGGACACCGGAGGACCCCCGGAAACUGCACAACAAACCGGGCCUCACAGACAUUGAAAACGAGCCCCCCUUCGCCAUGGUGGUCUGAACGGAACCAGCAGCUUCGCUCUGACCAACACGCACAUCGUCAAUGUGAAGAAUAGGAGAGGUCCACGUGCACCUGAGCGCGCAUUGCGAAAGAAAUACGUGAGCAGCGUGUGAGCUUGUACUGUACAAAUAUUGGUUUCAAUGUUGUAAAUUGUUGUAUCAUGUUGAUAAUUUAAUUUUUGUAAUUCAGGCAACUGGCAAUCAUGUAUUUAUUAUUGUUAUUUUUUCAAAAGUGAUAUAAUAUAUUUUUUUAAUUUAAUCGCACUGAAUGAGAGGAACAUAUUUUUAUAUUGCUGCACGAUGCUUUAAAGUUAUAUUGCAUUUACAAAUAAAAGCACUUCCUGAUAAAAUAAGAUAACUCUUUUCCAAUGGUGUGUGUAUUGAUGAAUAUUGUCUGAU